GUUUGGAUUCGCUAUUGUUUGGGGAAGUUCUUAUUUAAAUUUUAUUUGCUUUAUAUAAAUUUGCCAAGAAAGGGGCCGCAUUUUAUUCGGUGUCUGGUGGCAACGUUCUUUCAUUAUGCCGUCAUGAAUAACGGAACGAUCAUUUGAAAGGAAUGAAUAGAAAAAUGGAGACCAAAGUGGAAGUCCUUUUUCGUUCAACACCUUGCCGCGUUAAAUAAUGAAUGAAUUAAAAGCGAGUGUAUUCAUACAUAUACAUAUACAUACAAACGCAAACACACCCACGCAUAUUGAACUUUCCCCAGGAGGCGCCCAAAUGAGUUGACUCACAAGGACGUAACUACACACGCCAAUCUACACAUCUCUGCAUAAGUGUACACAUGCACAUAUACAUACGUACAUUGAUAUACAUAUGUAUGUAUGUAUAUACGCGUUGAAACCGUAUGAGGGCUCAAACAAAGGCGGUCGCUGACACAAUGGCGACAAAUGGAGUCGCUCUGGGCAACACAGAGAAUUACGAAAGUACUGUCGCUGCUCCUUUCUCUCUCACUGUCUCUGCUCCUUCAACAUUAGGUAGCACAACUUUAGUACGGGGGAACAGCAGUUGAAGACGCAGAAACAAUGCAUGCUAUUAGAGGAACACACAAGAACAGUAAAACAUACAAUUAAAGUGAUAAAAUAAAACAAUGGAGCGAGUUAACCGAAAUGUCAGUGAAGCGAGCCAAAGUCAAUAAAAUGUACAUACAUUUAUAUCUAUGCACCUAUGUAUAUGAAUAGUUGGACUUGUGUCGAAGAAACAUUAUAAGCAGUAAUAAAAAAAUUAAUCAUAAAAAGUUAUUCCGUAAAAAGGCUAAAGCCAACCGCAAUAAUAAAUCGUGAACGCGCGGUCACAACCAUAAAAGGCCAUAUACAACAGCCAAAAUUAAAUAUUAAAUACAACAACAACACCGGUCAAAACCGUUUAUUGAUUGUAAAAGUUUUUAAUUUGUUACUUGUAUCGUCUUUGUGCUUAUGUAUGUGAUGCUAGUGAAAGAAUAUCCGUUCAAAUACAAAGCCCAAUAUCUAAUCAAAGUAACCGCAUCUUAGUUAUAUAUGCGCAUGUGUGUGUGACCUUCGUUUGGACUAGGAUGAGUGUUUCAAAUUGGGCCAUCAAGUGCAACAACAACAAUGACGAGAAAAACACUGAUUUUGUAGCUUGAAAGCUGCUGUAGAAAUGACAAAACCUCCGAUACACAAUUUACGUCGAAGCCGAUACGAAAUCACAUAAAAAUUCUCAACAAGUUUAUUACUUUUAAAUCGUGUAGUGGUCCAACCCACAGCUUACAAAUUCAUAUUCAUAACAUACAGAUGUAUGUAAAAAAAAAAACAAUUUCGAAUAACUCGCUAAAGUGACACGCAUCGCGCUUGUAAAACACUCUGUGCCUGAACUAAGUAUCUAUAAAUAUUAAUAGACACCAGAGUCACAACAAAAGGCGUUCUCUAUAAACAUACGGAAACAGCAUUUAGCUGCAACAUAAACUGAUUUGAGUUUCACUACGGAGAUAUCAAAAGAUUAACUGGAAAUGACUAAAAUAUUAAGCCUCCAUUUGCCUUUAGCUCUUGCCACCAAACACAACACCAUUACUCCGUCACUCCAACAAGGACCUCUUUUUCCACACACUACCACUCCCACAACCAUAGCCACGCCAACAAACAAAUAUUCCCAGCGGAUCUGCACAAAAUGAUGGAUCGCAUCCCAUCAUUAUCGCUAUCAGGCAUAUCGCUCGCGCAUCCACUCUCGUUAUCCACAACAGGACAGCAACUGCAAAACCAUCUUAAUUCUGCAUCGGCGGUCACAUCGUCAACUAGUACAGGUGGGCACCAUCACCAGCAUCAUCAUCAUCAUCACCAUUUAGGUCAAUUAGCCGCGGUUGUUCAUCAACAGCAGCAACAACAGUUGCAACAGCAACAGCAGCAACAACAACAGCAUCAUCACCAACAAGCCCAUCUACAAGCACAUCACAACAAUCAUCAUCUAAGCCAUCACCAGCUAUCAUUGAAUUCGGCAUCCUCGACAAGCCACUCACCAACAUCUAGCAACUCAGCGUCUGCAUCGCUGCACCAUCAUCACACCUCACUAUUGGCGUCACACUCGGGCAUUCACACCUCACCAACUUCGUUGUCACACCAUCCACACAGCAGCAGCAGCAAUAAUCACGCCGCAUCGUCAUCCACGUCGCUUUUACUUCAUCAGUCAGCCUCAGCUUCGUCGUCGGCUGGUUCAGCCGGAUCAGGCAGCUCAGUGAGCUCAGGUGGUGGUUCUGUAGGAGUUUCAAGUUCGUCCGCACAUCAGCUGCAACACCACAGCUCAGCAGCGUUGCAUAGUCAGCAUCAAAAUUCGCUGCACCAUACCACCCACCAUCACACGCACAGUCACAUAAACGCGCACGUAACCGCCGUUUCGUCACCCGCUAACGCAACGAAUUCAGCCAGUACCGCAUCUGUAAUGGCCGCCGCCGCUGCACACCUGCACCACAAUGCGCAGGCGACUUCGCCGAUGACAAAUCUACACCAAAAUAUGGGUGGCCUGAUGAAUAGUGGCAGUAGCGCCAGCGACGUUUUCUUUAGUUUAAUGAUACAAAAUACAACGAAACGUCAAAACGAGGAACACAUCAAAAGACCAAUGAAUGCAUUCAUGGUUUGGUCUAGACUCCAGCGACGAAAAAUUGCACAGGAUAAUCCGAAAAUGCAUAACUCCGAAAUAUCGAAACGUUUAGGUGCCGAAUGGAAACUUCUAACCGAAGAUGAAAAACGCCCAUUUAUCGAUGAAGCAAAGCGACUACGUGCUAUGCACAUGAAAGAACAUCCCGACUACAAAUAUCGUCCCAGAAGAAAACCGAAAGCAUUGCGCCGAGAUGGUUACCCUUAUCCGAUGCCAUAUCCAUCAGUGCCCGUGGAGGCGUUACGUGCAGGUAUAACGCCAGGGUACUUUGCGCCAGGGCCAGCAGCAGCAUAUCACUUGGGCAGCCAUCUGACACAGACCAAUUCACCAGCAUCACAGACCGGCCAAAUGGAUGUACCGAAAUUCGCGUUAGAUCGCAGCUCGUACCUGAGCUCCGCAGCCACAGCUGGCACGCUGUACGAGACCUCGAAAGCAGCCCAAGCGAGUGCCGCCUACAGCGCUUACUUGGACCCCAGCGUCCUUACAAAGGCAUAUUUCGAUUCCAAAAUGUAUCAAGAUCGUGCUGCCAACUAUGCCUUUGACAUUUCGAAAAUCUACGGUGCCCAACAGCAUGGCACAUCGGCGGCUGCCGCUGCAGUGGCGCAUCAACAGCAACAGCAACACUUGCUCAAUGGUCUAGGUAUAGGCAGCUCACACCAGAAUAGUAGCAACAAUAAUAACAACCAUACAACAGCGAAUAACAAUCUGGACGAACGCGACAAUACACCGCAUUUAGAUAGCAGCAGUGGCGCCGGUGGUGGAGUUCCAAUUGGUGUGGCGGAUUCUAAGCCGCAUUUACACUCGCCAACGGACGCACAACUUGACUACUCACAAUACGCACAGUACGGGCAAGUCGGGGGAGCCGCUGUUGGUUUGGGUGGUGGCGUGGUUAGCAACGGCGGGUUGGGUGGCAUUGGCUCGGGUAGCGGACCCGGCGUAACUGGUGCUGGCGGCGAUUUUCGACGUCCGCUUACAGUCAUAUUUUGACCACCAUCCGUCGAGAGUGAGGAACUCAACCUGUCCAUGACGAACUAGAAUUGGAAAAAGUGAGGUUAUAAGCAUAAGAACAUAUAGUGAAUCAAAAAAAACGUGUACAGGGGAUGGUUUCAAACUUUUGAGAUGCAUCCAAAAGUGUUAAAAAUACUUUUUUAUAAAUUUUCAUAAUUUAAAAUGUUUUUAUUUCAUUGCCAUUGCAAUUAGUUAACAUAAAAUAAACUGACGAACAAUUUGUUUUGAUUAUUUAAAUGAAAUUUAUUUUUAAAGACACAGUUUUCCUCAAAAGAAUAUUAUAUACAUACAUAUAUCUAAAUUAACUCCAUUUUCCAAACAAAAAAAUUCUACAGUGUGCAUAGCUGGUCAUUUUAACACUCUUUAAGGAAUACUAAUACUUUGCAUUUGCUCCUUUGCCUUCUAUCAUAGUUUGUAAUAUUAGAUUCAUAGAAUGCACCAAAUUUUUUAAAAUCAGGAGAUGUAUUUGCUCAUAAUUCGGGUUGUUAUCCUGAAUGAAGUCGUAGCUACCAUUUAGGUUGAGUUUAGCUGGCGAUGAUGUCAAUUUAUUUUUUAAUAGUCCAUUCUUAAUAUAUUUUUUUCGAUGAAAAGAGUGUGAAAAGACUCUCCUAAUAAACUAAAUAAAAUUAAAAUUAAAUACUCAUCAGCCAAAAAUUACAGAAUCAGAAAAUUCUUUAUCUCGGUGUAUAUACUUUUUAUGGGCAACGUUUCGUAAUAUUUCUCUUCGCUAAUUGUGGCUUGUUUCGCAGUGUAUACGCUCUAGAAUCGGCCGAAAGCAAGAAGUUCCAAACAAUUUGAGGUUGGAGUUUUGCAAUGGCAGCUUUCUGCAACUCCUUGGCGUUCACGACAGCCGAUAUUUUGGGGUGUUCCUUGAUACUCCGUUCCAUUACCUUGCCAAUUUUGACUCCAGAUUCUGUGAAUCUUAAGAUAUUUGUUUAUUCACCAUUUUUUCUUCAAAAAAAUACGACCGCGAAAUUCGUUCAUCAAAAACACACAUAAUUUUGACUAUGCGCUAAUAAAACAAAAUAAUAAUAGCGGUACGUACCAGAUUUAAAUUUAAAGUGUUGCCUACGUAAUUGUAAAAGUUUUUUUUGACUGCGAAAAAACAGAUCAAAUUCGAAAUAAUUGUUAAAAUGUUUAUGAGAAUGCGAAAACUGGAUAAGAUUCUGAUACUGUUGUUCUUGGUUACAGCUUAAAAGCUGAAAUAGUUUAAAAGAAAAGUGCAUUCAAAGUCAAAACAUCUAUCUGUACCAGUUUUUUUUUGUUUCACUGUAUAUACAAAUGUAUGCGUUUGAGCGAUAACCGUAAAUCGUACGAAUAUUUCACAACAACGGUUUUAUUUCUAGGAUCUUAGUACAUAGCUGCAUAUAUAAAAUAAACGAAUAUCUAACAAAUACUUGACUAAAUAAAAGUAAUUGUAGAAAAAUCUAUCGAAGUACUUAAGCAGAAGGUCGAAUUUUUUACAGGACUGUAGCAAAAAAAAAGAGUUAAGGCCUUGGUUUGGUUUGAGGUGGAUUUUAUAAUGUAAUGUGUAAAAAUUAUAUGUAAGUGAAAAUAGUUAUUAAAGUGUUACAAAGUUGGCAGGUUCAUUUGUGAACGAGUGUCUAAACAGUGCUCCAUGCGGAUAAGAUUCCCUAGAAGGUUGAACAAUACUGUAACAUCUUAACUGUCAAACUGAAAAAUUAUACACAGUGUUAAGUGAAUGAAUUUAGUAUUAUGUUCAAAUGUAUAUUUAAUGUGGAGACACGUCCUUACAUUUGACAGGAUAUAAUAAGGCAUGCUUCUUUUGAAAUUGUUAAAUAUUUUAGUUUUUCUUUUUUUAAGAAUGGGUGGUAGAUAUUUUUCAUUAAGGAGUUAGACCAGCAUGAGAUUUUCACAAAAUCGAAACUUUCUUUAACUUAAUCAAUCAACUAUAAUGUGAAAUCGAACGAGGAUCAUCGAAGACUUUUCCACGUAAACACUUGAAUAAAUUAACUGUAGCUCUGCAAUAACAUUAUUUAUUAAUGGUUUCUAUUAUUGCGAUCAGAAAUUUAAUAAUUUUUUUCAAACACACCACUUAACGAAAAAUUGAUGACUUGAGUUCCUUUCUGUUGUAACGUUCCUUAGGAACAGCUUCGGCCGCAGAAAGCCCUCUUAAAAAGCGGUUUCCGAAGGCUAGCACAGCUGUCGUGCAAUAUAAAAAAUAUAAA
Molecule: messenger RNA, 5895 nt
Organism: Bactrocera dorsalis (oriental fruit fly)
Lineage: Eukaryota; Metazoa; Arthropoda; Insecta; Diptera; Tephritidae
Gene: Sox21b
Product: SOX domain-containing protein dichaete
Exons: 9
Coding region: 1718-3685 (655 amino acids)
Biological process (GO): positive regulation of transcription by RNA polymerase II; anatomical structure morphogenesis; cell differentiation
Molecular function (GO): DNA-binding transcription factor activity, RNA polymerase II-specific; RNA polymerase II cis-regulatory region sequence-specific DNA binding
Source: RefSeq, a predicted model, not a curated record